GUGAAAACGAAGAGAGCGAUGGAGUCAAUGCAACAAGAAAACGAUAUGGACUGGGAGGAAGAAAAUAGUACUGAAAGAGUGUUGAGAAACCACAAAAAUCGCACGGUUCGGGCCACAGCGGCCGAGAGAGCGGCCGAGAGAGCGGACGAGGGAAUCCGAGGCGCAGAGCAACCCGUGGAUCGUGACUUCACCAACAAAUUGGGCAUCAUCAAGGCAGAAGUUCAGAUGCAAAUCAGAAAAAUCAUGACAGAGGAGGUCGCCAAGAUGACGGCCCAGUUGACCGAAGAACUGUCGCAAGCGCGAGAGCAGCUUACCCGAGCC
This is a messenger RNA of Parathielavia appendiculata, 321 nucleotides long. RefSeq lists its product as uncharacterized. Lineage: Eukaryota; Fungi; Ascomycota; Sordariomycetes; Sordariales; Chaetomiaceae. The annotation marks the transcript as partial. The record is from RefSeq and is a predicted model, not a curated record. The transcript has a single exon.